GUGUGUGCGCGCGCGCUGAAUGAUUCAGCGCAGUACAGCAGCAGCAACGGGAGUAACCGUAGCGGAGGACCGUAGCAGCGGUAAUAAAGCCUCGUUUAACCGGGGAGAAGGACCGUAGCAACGGUAAUAAAGCCUCGUUUAACCGGGGAGAAGGACCAUAGCGGCGGGAAUAAAGCCUCGUUUAACCGGGGAGAAGGACCGGAUAGAAGGACCGUAGGACCCGGUUUUCAUUGAAUAUCACGGUGUGUGAACGGGCUGACUGAAUUAGUAGCAUUAGGAAAGUUCAUCCUUUACACCUGAACUUCCGCCCGGAGACAGGCUGUCAAUCAUUCCAAUGGUCAUCUUAUCUCACAAGGAGUCGCCGACUCAGUGUCUCCAUGGUAACGUUGGCGGGGUCUGAUGUCGGCCUCUCCUUCAGCUCUCCUCGCCCCUCCCGCCAUGCCCACCAUGGUCUCCCGGCUGCCCAAGUUUGGCUUCCGGCCCUCCUCCUCCGGAGUGCCCCAGGCCAGCAACCCUCAGAGCGUCCCUACUGCUACAGCUUCAGGUGGGACCCCGAUGGGCGGGGUCGACCUCUCUGCACCCCUCACCAACGGAUCAAACCACCAGCCCCCAAACACCGUCUCCACCGCCGUCACAGGGGGCCUGGUCAAGAACAAUGGUUUGCUCGGCAUGCCCGCCCCUCUCUCCAUAAGUUGGACCAAAAGAGGAAAGGUGGGGGUCAACAGGGCGGGCGUGCCAGGUAGGAAGAUCGGGGCCGUGGCCCAGAGUGACGUCGUCACUCCGUGCCAACAGCUCCAACUCCCGCCAGCGCAACAGCAGCCGUCGCCGUCGACAACGCAGCGCUGGCUCAAGAAACCCAACCCCCCGGUAACCACGGCGCCGACGACAGUUGCCUCUAAAGUGCGCGUUUUUGGUUUGGGAGCAGCUUCAGCGUCCUCGCCACCAUUGGGCCCUAAACUCCUCCCUGCUGUAAAGGGCGGAGCCGGCGGCACCCGACCGGGCCAGAAGGCUGUGCCGGGCCUCACCAACGGGACCAGACCAAACCUCAACGGCCCCGCCCAGCGGUUCGGGGCCCUCCGCCAGCGCGCCAGCUCGUCCGGCUCCGGCGGGCCGGGGGGCUCGCGGCCCAGCUCUCGGUCGGGCUCCCCCCUCCUCAGCAAGCAGCCGGCCGGCCGCUCGCAGUCCAGCGACAGCCUGAGGACCGGGGGUCUCGGCGGGGGCGGCCCGUCCGUCCGCCUGCUGUCGGAAAAGGACCGUCUUCGCUCCCGGAGCCUGAACCAGGUGCAGAGGCAGCCCUGGUCCACGCUGCCUGCCGCGCUGUCGGCCGCGCCGGCCUCCUCCAGGAUCACGCGUUCAUACUCCCUCAACAGGGCCGCCGAGCGGGGCUCCAAGGAGCCGCCACCGACCGCGCCCUCCUCCCGGCUGCUGCUCCUCCCAAAGGCCCCGGGGGGCCGGUCCCCCCUGGCCAAGCACGCCCCUUGGGGGGACGCAGACGGUGUGGUGGGUCUCGGGGGAGCCAAAGGCCUCCUCCCGGUCUCCCACCUGAAGAAGCCCCUCCUGCCCAGCACUCACCUGUCCUACAACGCCCUCGGAGCCCACCGCUCGCGGCCGUCGCUCAUCAGGCAACCCCGCCCACUCCGCGUCACACCGGCCCCUGGAGCACAACACCACAGUCAGGAAGUGGAAGUCCAGGGAGCGGAAGCACGUAGGAACUCUCUGGAGUCGCCCUCGGUCACGCCCUCCACCACGGAGAACAGCCCCGGCAGCACCCCUGAGGCGGUGGAGCGGGUGUCCCACGGCGAGGUCUCCCUCCUGGGGGAGACGCUGGAGGACAUGUCCCUGUCGUCCACCUCCUCCCUGGAGCGACACAACGACACCAGCCAGGAGUACAUGGACGACUUUGAUAACCUCGGAAACGGUGGUGUUGGAAUCCUGCUUCUCUCCACCAAUGACGGUGGAGAGGAAAUGGCCAUGAACCAAUCGGAGUCCAGAACACAUGAUGUGAAAGUCCUCCGUAGCAGCGAUGAGACGAGGAUGUCAGGGAUGCCCAGCUUCCUCGGGGACAGCAUCGACUGGAGCGGCGUGAGGCUCAGUGGUGACCCAGAGGAUUACCAUUUGAGCAGGUUAACCAGGCAGAGGAGGACCAGCCAACAAGACUAUCAGGAACAGGGCGGGUCGUCUCUGGACCUGUCCCCCUCGGACAGCUGUGGUUCUGGGGGAACGUACAUGUGGGACGAGGAGGGUCUGGAGCCCCUGGGGGGGGCGGUGACCUCCGCCACCACCAUCACGGCCAACACCGCCAGCACCGCCCAUCACAGAGGGAGCUACGACUCAGACCUCAAUAGCAUUGACCUACUGAACAAUCUGGACUCGUGUGAUCUUGACGACGAUGACCUCAUGCUUGACGACGAGCUUCCUGAAGACCCGUUGCUGCACGGCGAUGGGGAUGGGAUCACCCACAUGGCCCAGUGGAGGAUGCCACAGCUCUGCUGGGGAACACAGGAUAUCCACAAUGACAACAGUGAGUUCCAGUCCUACCAUCUGACCGAGGACCCUGGGAACCAAAGGAGCGACAAGGAGCUCCUCCUGGGUCUGUCGACUGCAAGGUCUGCUGGUACCAGUACUGGUCUGAGUCUAUCCCUGAACCGGGACCUGGACCUUGAUUUGAGUCUGGGUAUGGAUCUCGGUCUUGGGAUGGAUGUGGAGGAGCUGGCUGAUAACUGCUCUGCUGUCCGAGCUCAGUUGGAACACCUGCAGAGACUCCUGCUACAGGAGGGAGGGGGUGAGGAGGAGGAUCUAGAGGACACCCUGACCACAGACACCCUUAGCCCAGAGGACUCCAACAGCUCAGAGGAGCAGCCCCUCAACAAACAGGUGGCAGAGCUGUUUUGCGAGGUGCAGCAGCUAAGGGAGGACGUGAGGAGGAGGGAUCAAACCAUCGCACAGCUAACACAGCAACUGACUGUUCCCGUGGCGACUAGCAGGUGUCACUGCCGGGAGACGGGGACGGAGAGGCGGACGGCCGGACAGACGCAGACGACGGUAGCGGACGGAGGGCGGGCAUGGCUGCACCAGGCCUCACAGACACCCUGGAGGGAACACAAUCCUCAGGUACUACCGUCCCAUAUCCAGCUGGACCAUCAGGGCCAACUGACCCGGACAGCCCCCGGCCUGGCCCGCCGGGCGCCCCCCCCCGCUGAACCCACCUCCCCCGUGGUACUCCAACACCGCCUGACUCUUUUAAGCAACGACACUCUGGAACAGCCCGCCACCCCCGCUCACGCUGGCCCCAGCCCGUCUCCUCCUCUUCCUCCUCCUCCUCCUCCUCCUCCUCCCAUGGACGGCGGAUGCGACGGCGGCAAUGCGUCGGAGAGGAGCGUGCAGGGAGAGGAGAGGGGGAGGGUUCUGAAAAGAGGAGUGAGCGUUACGAGGAGGGGGUCCGAGGAGGAGAAGGGCGAGGCCUUUGAGCCGACGCCGGAGGGGAGGAGGAGACACAAGCAGCCCGGGAAGGAGGAGAAAGGAGGCGCACGAGGAGGGCAAUCCCUCCUGCCGUCCUACAAACUGCGCCACCUCCCUCUCCUCACCUCCAAGAUCCCCCUCUCCUCCUCCUCCGCCGCUACGCUUACCCCAGCCGGCCCAGCGGUCUACCCCAGCAUGGCCAGCACCCCGCCGAGUCCCACCCGCACCCCCCAACCCCGGCCCAGGGCUCUCAGGCAGCCGUUGGCGCCCCACCAUGCAGACCACAGCGCUGCUUCUGGGGCCAAAGUCAGAGCCGCUCCCCCAUUGGCUGGCUCCUUGCACCUUCCCCAGCAAAAGAACCAAGGACCAAUCCUGUGAUCUUGUCCGUCUUUCAUGCCUGAUUGCCUCCCUGUUAGCGGGCCUGACCCUCCUAAACUGUUUGUCCCAGUCCUCUAGCUAACCGGUUAUGCUAUUCUUUGUCUUCAUUCUUUCUACAACCCACCUCCCCACCUAAACUCUCUGUUCCCCCCCACCCAUGGCAACUUCACAGUCAGCAUGGCCAACAACAACCAAUCCCGACAUAUGAGUUCAAACACUUAUCCACGCACUCAUAACUUCCAGACUCGACGGCUGCCACAGCAUCCUCUAUGGCUCACCUAACACAAACCUCCAUAAACUUCAGUACGUCCAGAAGCUCUCCGCACGCUCACCUCAACCCGCCGCCGAGAUCACCUCAGCCCAGUCCUCCACAACCUCCCCUGGCUCCCAUUUCAAUUUAGGAUUAAUUUCAAGGUACUACUCACCACCUAUAAAGUCCUAAAUAACCUGGCCCCUCCCUACCUCUCCGACCUCCUCCACCUCCACACUUCCACCCAUUGCCUCAGGUCUACGGACACACACACACACACUCAGAACCCCCAAGACCAAGCUCUGCACCUGGGGUUACAGGGCCUUCUCUCACACUCCCUCUGGAACUCCCUCCCCGACCACAACCGACCGGCCAAAACACUCCCUUCAGUUAAACCCUCAAAACCCACCUCUUUAAGAACGCUUUCACCACAGAACUUCCUUUCGUUCCCUCCCCUUUCCUCCUUUCUUAUCUUGUUUUACUUUUUAUUGAACCUUUAUUUAACCAGGUAAAAGUCUCAUUGUGAUUAAAAUCCCUUUUUCUUACUAAUAUACUUUCUUAUUGAAUGAUUUCUUUUUGGGUUCGCUCUGUAAAGCGUCUUUGAGACCCUAAAAACCGCUAUAUAAAUCGAAUGUAUUAUUAUUAUCAAUAUUAUAUAUCUAUGUGACUGUGGGUCCGACCCCUUGCUGCUAUACACAUGUACUCACAACGCUCAACCCUGAUUGGUCCGUCCGUCUGUCCGUCACUUGAACGACCAUGGAGGUAAUGUUGGGAGGAGCUCACACUGGGAGAAGCCACUGGAUUGUGGAAGGGGUUAUAAGCUUUGAGACGGAGGCAGGAACACAUCUUUGUAUGUAUAUAUCUGCAUCUGUACUUGUACGUGUUUCCAUGAGCUUUUGGAGUCACUUCUGUUUAUUAUUUAUAAUUCUGAAAAAGGCACCUUAACAUGAAGAAAUCCGAUCCCUGCUGUGUGUCCACCGAUCCGUACGAGGUCGGGAGAACACGCUCACACGGAAGUUGAAUUGCAUUCUGAAAUGCUGUCGAGAAAGAGCUUUUCUCCAUCUGUACAUCUAAUUUAAUGUUUGAUAAUACUUAUGGGUAUAACAAAUUGUAGCCUAUUUAAAAGUGUUGUUUCCUCAUCCAUUCAUUUUAAGUUAAAUUGUGUAAUUUAUAUUUUGUUUAUUUAUUUACAAUGUUGUGCUGUUAAGAAACUUGUUGAGAGAAGUGUUGCUUUUAAGCUUUUGAAAAGUUUGGUUUUGAUCAUCACAUUUAAUUAAAGAUACACUGUCCUAUUUGAACAAAUUGGUGUCACACCUACAAUCACCAUAAUCGUGUUCAUAAAAUCUCACCCAAAAUGCGAGUCUGACCAAAAGCAAUGUUAUGCAGUUGCGUACUACUGAAAGGUUAGCUCUUGCUAGUUAAAUAUGGUAAGGAGGGAGAACAGACAGGUAUGUCAUGCCAACACACCAGAUAAAAUCGUUUAAGUAACGAUGUGAAGCUCGAGGGUGUUAGGGGGGAUGAGGAUCCAUUGAUACCACUUGGUGAAAUACUUUAACAGUUUCAAAUGUUGUAUGGCUAUCCUUUUAACUGUAAUCGAUUUGUGAUUUCAAAACAGAAUCGUUUUUGGAGCUCAAACAAAAGGAGCUUAGCGAGCGUUGUGGUGUGAUUAAAGAACUGACCCUUAAUGUUUAAAUGUUUAUUAUGACGUAUAUGCAAUAAUUGUAUGGCUCAUUGCCUGCUACAGCCAUUAAACCUAUCCCUUCCUUUUUGAUCCGCAACUUCUCUGUCUUGUUUAAUAAAACUGUGCUGCUAGAAAUCCUUAAUUGUACUAAUAACUACGGCGUGUAUGUUUUUGUCCCCACACAAAUGCUGUUCAUCAAAAUAACUAUAUGCAAUAUCAAGUAUGGCUAACGCUACAAGUUCGGAGUGUCAGAAAGACAGUCAAGUGAUCACUAGGUUACCGGUUCAAUCCCCGUCCCUUCCAGUCCAUUAGUGGUUAUAAUCCAUAUCCACUCAAUCCACUUGUAUCUGUUCCUUUAGUUGACUGCAAUAUGCUUGCGAUGAGAUUUACAGCGGAUAUGGUUAACUGACAUUGAAACUAUAUAACAUGUAUGUUAUUAAUGUGGACGGUUUCUCUGGAGUUCAACUGUCAAUCGAUGGAAUUCUGUUAAGCUGCUGCUUCACAACAAGCAUGAUUUACCGAUAACGAUUAAAACACAAUUUCCUUCUGUUGAAAGCCACUGUGUUGGACUGUUGUUAUUUUUUGGCUGCAAAUUGUCAUAGCGUAUACACUGUCUAAAUUAUAAUAUAAUUUUUGUGUUCCAGCACGUCAAGAUCUGGUUAAUUUGGUUAAAAUCUGGUUCUGCAAGUAGGAACUGAUUUGGUUACCCAAUCGGGUUUGGCCUGUACAAUGUGGUUUUGUUCGAUAUAGGCUGGCUUGGUCCAGUCGUGUAUGUUUUGAUAGUCAAGAAUGUUCUGGAAUGAGUUUGGCUUAGAGAAGGGCAACUCUUCGAGGUUGAUCAUUAUUUUAAAGCAUGUGCUGCUUUUCUUUCCAUAAGCUUUUCAAAACCUUUUGUUGAGUUGAUCUUUUACAACCUUCCCAACUUGUUAUUUUAUUUUGUGAGUUUGCAAACAAGGUCUGAGAUUAAAAAUAAAUCCAUGUUGCGGUUCCCUCUCCUCUCCAUGUAGCAAUAAACAGCUGCAAUCCCACAACGUUAACAUUUUGCCAAAGGCAAUCUAUAAUAAAUUGAAUACAUUUUCGACA
This is a messenger RNA of Gadus morhua (Atlantic cod), 6851 nucleotides long. Its product is annotated as serine-rich coiled-coil domain-containing protein 2. The transcript has 15 exons. The record is from RefSeq and is a predicted model, not a curated record. Gene Ontology annotation, molecular function: microtubule binding. Gene Ontology annotation, biological process: microtubule bundle formation. Lineage: Eukaryota; Metazoa; Chordata; Actinopteri; Gadiformes; Gadidae. Bases 400 to 3837 code for a protein of 1145 amino acids. Gene Ontology annotation, cellular component: microtubule cytoskeleton.